AUGGCUCCAACAAAGCAGGAACUCUCCCUGCUGAUCACCCCUCUCGUACCCGAGGCCGUGCAGCACAACAACCGCGUCCUCUCCUCCCUCCACAGCCUAACCUCCUUCCUCCUCGGCCUAUCCGCCGGAGUCCUAGCCCUCCAAUCAGGCUACGGCUUCGCCUUCUACUUCCUCGGCACCAUCCUGGUCUCAGGGCUCUUCCACGCAGUGCUGAUCCACCGCUCCGGCGGUGCAGGUGCCGGCUCGUUCUUCCCUGGUAGUAACACCGGCGAGAUCGAGGGUGUUAUUGAGAUGGAUGAGAAGAGCAAGGCUGUGCGCAUGCAGCUUGGUGGGAAGGCUGGUCCGAGGAAGAUUCUCCGCAAGGGCGCUUGGAGGGAUGUUUGGUUUGGUGGUGGUGUUAUGAGUGAGGCGCUUAGUGGGUUUGUGCUUGGGUGGGCUGGUGUUGGGGGUGUUUUGAGGUGAAAGCAGUAUCGGCUGGUGGGAUCUUGGAUUCUAUUUAAAAGCUGUCGGUGGAUUUGGUGGGUGAUGUUUAGGGGAUUGUAUAUGCUCUGUACGAAUUGAAUUGUUGCAUGCUUUUAAUUGAUA
This is a messenger RNA of Penicillium samsonianum, 585 nucleotides long. Its product is annotated as EMC6 family protein. NCBI's taxonomy places the organism in Eukaryota, Fungi, Ascomycota, Eurotiomycetes, Eurotiales, Aspergillaceae. The transcript is spliced from 2 exons. The record is from RefSeq and is a predicted model, not a curated record. Gene Ontology annotation, biological process: autophagosome assembly; protein folding in endoplasmic reticulum. Gene Ontology annotation, cellular component: EMC complex; endoplasmic reticulum; membrane. Bases 1 to 462 code for a protein of 153 amino acids.